Acyrthosiphon pisum (pea aphid) is the source of this 1164-nucleotide messenger RNA. RefSeq lists its product as uncharacterized. The record is from RefSeq and is a predicted model, not a curated record. The transcript has 2 exons. Lineage: Eukaryota; Metazoa; Arthropoda; Insecta; Hemiptera; Aphididae. The coding region runs from base 71 to 520 and encodes 149 amino acids.
AUUAAAAUCAGAUUCGAGCAAAGAAUUAUUUGAUUUUUUGAGAAACGCUAGUGGAGAUGAUUAUACAAUAAUGUCCAAUAAUGAUGAUGACUACCCUGGUAUGACAGAUCAUUCAAUUGUGUCUAAUCAAAACAUUUCCAUUGAUAAAUCAUCUCAGAAUGAUGUUUUAGAUUAUUUAAAAACCAUAGAAAAUAAAAUCGAUCAACUUAAUACGAUUCAAUUUAACCAAGAGCAAAAUUAUCGAGAUGAAAAAAUAAUGACCCAUUUAAUAAUGAUAAAUGGAUCUUUAUCAAGACUAGCAUCAGUUGUGCACAGUAAUGCAAAACUUUUAGAAAAAAUAUUAAUGUCUGAUUGUCGAAUGCGUGCAUUAGCUAUGCCAGUACCAAAUUUGCCAUCUCCGUUCAUGCAGCUAUUACCAUCAACAAAUUUAGAAGACCUUGCCCUUGCUGAAGACUUAUUAUGUAAUAAUGACAAUAGUGAAUCAUUAAAGAAUAGGGAAGAAUUAGUAAGUCUUGCAUAAAAUAAAAUAAUAAUAAUAUUAUAUAAUGAGUACACAAAUAUUUAUUUCAGAAAACCUACAUAAUACUGAAAGUAGGAAAAUUGUCAUUAAGUGCAGCACUUAGAGGAGCAAUUGAUAUUUGUUUUACGUCUAAUGUUUUAAAACAUUUUAGUUACCGAGGAAAAACUAAAAAAAAGUUUAUUGAUUUAAGUCUCUAUACUAUCAUUUAUGGUAAGUUUAGAAUUUUUUAUUUUAUUUUAUAACGAAAUGGGCCAAAGAGCAAAAUAUGUAUUUUUUGGGUUGUAUUAAAUAGGUAUACGUUUUGAAUGGGAUAUUCUUAACCAAUUUUUAUCUAUAUUCCAGUGACAGAUCUAUUAGCCCCCCCCCCCCCAAAAAAAAAAUGUAAGCCCUGGAUCCACCACUGCUAUAUUGUUCGUUUAAUAUGUUCCAUAUAGUCCUCAUUUAGUGUCAUACUUUAAAAUAUAAAAAUUCUUAUUCAUCUAACAUUAUUUUAUUGUUAUAGAAGCUAUGUCCGGUUUUAUUACAAAUGCAAAUGAUGAAAAUACUUUCCACAAAGUAGCUGAUAACUAUAUUCGUCAUGCCCCGUCCAAAGAAAAAUGAAAAUAAUAAUACUUUGCGAGAUUUUUUUAGUGCGAGAAGCAUAU